AACGUGGGUUACAAUAAAGUAUAUUAUAGCGUUUGAUUAAAGCAAUAAUAUAAAAAUGCUAUCGUAUGUGGGGGUUUACCAUAACAUGCCGAAAAUGCUAUCGUAUGUGGGGGGUCUAUAAUAACUGGGGCAGAAACAGCGUUUAUGAAAACGCUAUGAAUGACGUAUUAUAGCACUCCUGUCGUGUUAAGAAUGUGGAUUUUUCUUGUAGUGUCUUGAUCGUGCUACGGCUCAUUAUGGUGUUGUUAUUACCUUAAAGGCAACUAACGAUGGAAUGUAUCUGGACGCAAUACCCUGUUGAACUUUGAAACUGGACGCAUCCAGACCAGAACGCGAUUCAAUUAGUUACAAGCGAUGAUCUGACUGGGAAGGCUUUUGGUGGUCGGGUAGAACAACACUAAUGCAAUCUAGCUGCUUGUGAGACAAUGGGAUCUGCAACAACUAUUUGUAGUGACAAGACUGGAACUCUUACAACAGAUCACAUGACAGUUGUAAAAGCCUGCUUCUGUGAACAAGCCAAAGAGGUUAAUGGUUCUGAUGCUGCUAUAAUAUUUGCCUCUAGUAUCCCCGAGUCUGCUGUUAAACUCCUACUGCAAUCUAUAUUUACUAACACUGGCGGUGAGAUUGUUGUGGGCAAAGGAAACAAAACCGAGAUACUGGGAACACCCACAGAAACUGCUCUGCUAGAAUUUGGGUCGUCACUCGGAGGGGACUUCCAGGAAGUAAGACAAGCCUCAAAUGUUGUGAUAGUUGAGCCCUUCAACUCUACAAAGAAAAGAAUGGGAGUUGUCAUUGAGGUGCCUGAAGGACAUUUCUGGGCGCAUUGUAAGGGUGCUUCUGAGAUAGUUUUAGAUUCUUGUGAUAAGUACAUCAAGAAAGAUGGUGAAGUUGUUUCCCUUGAUGAAGAAUCUACCAGUCACCUAAAGAACAUAAUCGAGGAAUUUGCUAGUGAAGCACUUCGAACUCUUUGCCUUGCUUAUUUCGAGAUUGGUGAUGAAUUCUCAUUAGAAGCGCGUAUACCAAGUGGCCAAUGAUGUCAUCGUCUUCUAGUCUUUAAAACGUCAUUACCUGUUUCUCUGCUUGCCACAUCAGGUUCUUGCAAGAGCUUCUUUGCCCAUUCAUAUAAAAUACAAAAAAGAGAAAGAAGAGUUAUUAGUUAUCUUUUUUUUUUUCAAGAAAAUCAGAUAAAAUUUGGAAAUAAAAAUAAUAGUAAUAAUGUUAACAAAUAUGAGUU
Messenger RNA from Arabidopsis lyrata subsp. lyrata, 1234 nucleotides. Its product is annotated as calcium-transporting ATPase 1, chloroplastic. Gene Ontology annotation, molecular function: P-type calcium transporter activity; nucleotide binding. Bases 426 to 1034 code for a protein of 202 amino acids. The record is from RefSeq and is a predicted model, not a curated record. Lineage: Eukaryota; Viridiplantae; Streptophyta; Magnoliopsida; Brassicales; Brassicaceae. The transcript is spliced from 2 exons. Gene Ontology annotation, cellular component: intracellular membrane-bounded organelle.